Pteronotus mesoamericanus is the source of this 1251-nucleotide messenger RNA. It is a transcript of the gene DNAAF19, whose product is annotated as coiled-coil domain containing 103. Gene Ontology annotation, biological process: inner dynein arm assembly; determination of left/right symmetry; epithelial cilium movement involved in extracellular fluid movement. NCBI's taxonomy places the organism in Eukaryota, Metazoa, Chordata, Mammalia, Chiroptera, Mormoopidae. The transcript is spliced from 4 exons. The coding region runs from base 121 to 849 and encodes 242 amino acids. Gene Ontology annotation, cellular component: outer dynein arm. The record is from RefSeq and is a predicted model, not a curated record.
CUGCCGCGGAGGACAGCCCUCUGCCCGAGGACCAGCUCGGAAGAAUGGCGGCCGCGGACACAAGAACGGCGAGGUGGAGUUGUGGGCCCCCAACCUGAGGAGUGAGCUGCUUCCAAAGCCAUGGAAAGAAAUGACAUCAUUGACUUCAAGGCUUUGGAGAAAGAGCUGCAGGCUGCACUCACGGCUGAUGAGAAGUACCAGCGGGAGAAUGCCGCCAAGUUUCGGGCGGUGGAACAGAGGGUGGCUUCCUAUGAGGAGUUCAGGGGCAUUGUCCUUGCAUCACAUCUGAAGCCACUGGAGCGGAAAGACAAGCUAGGAGGAAAGAGGACUGUGCCCUGGAACUGUCACACUACGCAGGGGAUGACCUCCCAGGAUGAAACCGUUGAAAUCUCCCAGGAAAAGAUGAUCCUGCAGCCGGAGACCUCAGCAGAGUUCUACCGUGAUUGGAGGCGGUACUUGCAGAGUGGGCCGGAGCGCUACCAGGCCCUGCUGCAGCUUGGAGGCCCCAAACUGGGCCAGCUCUUCCACAUGGAUGUGGGGUUUGGACUUCUAGGGGAGCUCCUGGUGGCACUGGCUGAUCACGUGAGGCCGGCUGACCGGCUGGUAGUGCUGGGCAUCCUGCGCAGCCUGGCCAGCACCAGGCGCUUUGCCCUGAACCUGAGCCUGAUGAGUCAUGCAGAGAGAGAGAGCUGCAAAGGUUUGUUUCAGAAGCUGCAGGCCAUGGGCACCCCCAGACCCACGAUGGGGGGUCUCAGCCAGGAGGAGCAGGGUCUGGAGGAGCAGCCUGGUGGGCUCCAGGAGGAGGAGAGGCUCCUACAAGAGCUGCUAGAGCUGUACCAAGUGGGUUGAUAGAGCCAGCUAGCUUUAGAGGCCCCCAGUGGUCACUGGAUACAUGUUUCGAUUGUCUUGGGGGCAACUGCAGGACUGUAAUAAGAUGCCCACACCCACUUCCCUUCUCGACUUAGAAUCUUCAGAGCAAAAGCUAGAAUCGAAUCUUCCCCUCUUCUCCACCCCCUCAGUGGCUCGAUAUUCUGAACUGUAUAGAUCCACAGGAUGGCCAAAGGCCCAGGAAGUUAAAAGCGCUUUGCUUCCCACCCUUCGGGGCUGUCAGGCAUGUAGCUUAUAACCCUGAGAGAUGGCCAUGUGCCCAACCAAAUGCUGGCUACACCUGUUACAGCCUCCACCCAAAAAAGGGAAAAAGCAAAAUCAUUCAUCUUCCAUGGUAAACAAAUACUGAGCUCCAUAGCUUUU